AUGGCGACCUCCAAUGUCAGUUCUUGCAGAAUCGGUCCUUCAAUGUUAAAUGCGGACUUAUCUUCACUUGCCAGUGAAUGUCAGCGGUUUAUGGAAUGUGGGUCCGAUUAUUUACAUCUUGAUGUAAUGGAUGGCCAGUUCGUUCCGAACCUUACAUUCGGCCAUCCUGUUGUAAAAUGCCUGCGGCCGAAGCUGCCUGGAGUUUUCUUUGAAAUGCACAUGAUGGUUCAAGAUCCAGAAAAGUGGGUUGAACCAGUAGCUGAUGCUGGUGGUGAUAUGUAUUUGUUUCAUUUCGAAGCUACAAAAGAUCCUGAAUUGUGUAUUAGAAAAAUAAAAGAAGCUGGCAUGAAGGUUGGUUUAGGUAUAAAUCCACCUACACCAGUAGAAGUUGUUCUACCAUAUGUUGAUCAAGUUGAUCUUAUUCAAGUCAUGACAGUUAAUCCGGGAUUUGGAGGACAGUCAUUUAUAGCCGAAUGUCUACCAAAGGUUAAGUUUUUAAGAGAGAAAUAUAAAAAUCUUGAUAUUGAAGUUGAUGGUGGAGUUGGGCCCUCAACUAUACAACAGUGUGCUGAUGUUGGAGCAAAUGUAAUUGUAUCUGGUUGUGCUAUUGUGAAGAACGAGAAUCCACGUGAAGUUAUUAGAUAUAUGAGAAAAGUUAUAGAUGAUGCUUUACAGCAGAAAAGAUAACUCGAACAAUACCAUAGUUCAGCUUCAAAAUUAUCUUCCAAGAGCCAUUUUGAUAUGGAUGAAAGUUUUUAAAAAUUUUGACAGCUAUGACAUAAUCUUUAUUGCUCUCAUUUUAUUAUUUAAAUGGCGAAAGAUCUUUGAUGAUAUAUACUCUUCAGAAAAAGUAGGGGAUAUUCAGAAACAAUGCGGAAAUGCUGUUUUUAUUAGAGGUAACCAGUGUAUGUUAUUAACAGGCCAAUUGCCUACACAUAAACAUAAACAGUUCAUAUGGGCGGCUUAUCUGACGGCCCCAUUUCACUCGCAAAGAGAGACAUACACCGUCAAAAGUGAAAAUGGACGUUUUUGAUUUUUGUCUUAAUAAUGAGUAAUAGAUCCACCAAUCCUCAGACAUUCAGCAAUUCGUCGUGGCAUGCUCCUAAUCAACCGUCCAAUCACGAUUUGGGGCAAUCUGACCCACUCCCCUUGCAGUGUCACAGGCAAUUCUUGCAGUGUUGUCGGUUGACGUUGACAAACACGUCUCCCGAUGAAAAUAAACGUAACACACUAAAACAAAGAUACGCUAAACAGUAAAUCUUAUGCAAGAACCGAUAGGAAUGCUAACAUGGAUAGAUAAACCAGCACACGGCAGUUUUUAUCAACCCUUCCUUGAAGUGUCAAAUUUGACAAUGAACCCCUCCCACGUGUACGGCACUAUUGCGUGUCGCAUGUGCAGCUCAGUGGUUCUGUUGGGGCGAUAAGUUCUUCAUCUGUGAACAUACUCUCAAAGCAUGUCAAGUAUCCAUGACUAUUUAUCAUAUCACAACCUGCAUAGGUAUUUGCAUUUCAAUAUCCCCUACAUUUUUUUUGAAGAGUAUAUAUCAACGUUGAUGGUCGUUCUUGACUGUUCAGGAAACUACAAUCCUCCUUUUACACUAUUAUAUUUUAUCCUAUUGAGAAGUAUGAAUUGAGAUGCACAUUGUAUUACAGUUAGAUUAGCAUGAUUUUCUGAAAAACAUUUUGGUCUUAGCAUUUGUAAUUUACCAUCAUUUAUUCUGGUUGAGACUGAGCUGUCUGUAUAUAUUUCUAUGAAAUAUUUUAUGUCAAAUGAUCUCAAUAGUUCUAUUACAUUUAAUAUAUAUACUAUACUAAUAUACUUUAAUUAAAGUAGCUAAGUCUCUAACUCAAUAUCAUCCAAAAUCUUCGAUAUUGAAAACACGAUUUAUUUGUCGGUUUAAAUCAACAUUGAUGUUGUGAUCUUACCGGGAAAAAAUGGCCUUCUGAUAUCCAAUAAUUAAGACAAAAUAAACAUUUUACAAUUGGUACACGAAUCGUGUGCCAUAAUGUGUUUCAGCACUAUUUGUAAGAAGGUACUCGAAAAACGAGGCUAGGCAUAUUCCACAAGUCAUGUCAAACGGUGACGUUUUAUUCUUAUCUGGAGAGCAUGCCCAAUAAAUACUAUUGAUGUAGACUGGAAUAACCAGACGCUAGAGAUUGAAAUUCGAUUGAGAAUACUGGUGUAUUUCGCCGAAACUAACUGAUUAGAAAUUACAGAAACGAUUGAAUGUAAAUCAAUUUAUAUGCUUUCAUAUUACAUUAUUGUAUGCGUUGCGACCCAUUUGUGUCAAUUUCUAGGUCCCAAAUAUUAGCGACUUAGCUCCUUUAAUCUUUGAUUAUAUAAAAAUAUUCAUUAGCUUAUCAUCAUAUAAAUGGGGUCUUUAUUUUAUUAUUUUAAUUAAAUACGACUGGCUAUGACCUAAUGAGACACAUUGGUAAAAUUUUAAAACACAGCUACUGGUACAUGUAUUUAUAAAUUUAACUUCUGUUUCCAAAGACAUGUGCAUUAUCUUACACAAUGCCAGAGAUAUCUAAAAUGAUAUUCAUUUUUAGAAAAAAAAAGCAAUUGUAAAUUACUGAAAUAAAGAUAUCAAGACAAUGGCCAACAAAAAAGCAAGUGUUCACCAAAUAGAUUUGGUUUUGUUGCAUAUCUAAAAUAAGGGUGAUACAUGUACAGCAUGUGUCUUUUAUUUAGCCAGAGCUGGUCACAUAAUGUGUAUUUUAGUGUGAACUGUUAAUACUGGCAAUCUGAUAAUGUUUAUUUAAAAAUAUAAAUUAAAGCCAGAUAUUCUCUUCUGUAUGCCAUUGAUUUCAUAUUAUUUCUAUUUAACAUUACCUUACAUAGUUUUGGAGUAAGUACAUACAUACAAAUUACAAAGGAAAACCAAACAUGUAUCUGAAAAUAAAAUCCUUUUAUUAUU
Molecule: messenger RNA, 2921 nt
Organism: Patella vulgata (common limpet)
Lineage: Eukaryota; Metazoa; Mollusca; Gastropoda; Patellidae
Product: ribulose-phosphate 3-epimerase
Exons: 5
Coding region: 1-687 (228 amino acids)
Biological process (GO): pentose-phosphate shunt, non-oxidative branch; pentose-phosphate shunt; carbohydrate metabolic process
Cellular component (GO): cytosol
Molecular function (GO): D-ribulose-phosphate 3-epimerase activity; metal ion binding
Source: RefSeq, a predicted model, not a curated record